UGACCUUUUAAGACGCAUCUUCCAAACCCACUGGUGCCCAAUGCGAGUCAGGGCACCCUCUCCUGUCGCCUCCAUGACCCCUGUCGAGGCAAUAACCUCCAAUCCCUUGGUGACACGGGAGGACCUGGUUCAUCUCUUACAUUCCCUGUUGAAACCUGUCCAUUCCGCACAAUCAUCUGGAGGAGCUCGAGUACACCUCGGAUACACAGGCACCAUUUUUGAUCCAGUGGCAGCGGAGCUAGAGGGAUUCGCUCGGUGCAUAUGGGGUCUCGCACCUUUGCUGAGCUGUGAGCCUGAGCGGGACGAGUUCAAGACGAUUCGGAAUGAUUGGGUGAGGGGUUUGAACAGCGGUACGAAUGAGCAGUUGGAAGAUGAAUUUUGGGGGAAAUGCUAUACUAGAGAUCAGCGAUUUGUCGAGAUGGCUCCGAUUGGAUUCGCAUUGACCAUUGCUCCCCAAGUUUUUUGGGACCCACUUCCGCCAGAGGCGAAAGAAAGGCUCAAUGACUGGCUGCUUCAGAUCAACGAGCUUGAAUUACCGGAGAACAACUGGCAAUUCUUCUUGGUCCUCACUAACCUCGGACUUCGGUCAGUCGGUGCAAGAUACAACAAGAAGAGACUGGAGGAGACAUUAGAAUAUGUCGAAUGCUGGUAUGGUGAUCAUGGUUUUCCCUCUGAUGGCCCAAACGAAACGACCAAGGCGUACGAUUAUUACGCCACCUCCUUCGCGAUCCCUUUCUACACACUAAUCUAUUCGCACCUCUGCCGGGAGUCCGAUCCCGAACGUGCCAGACUGUACCGUCAACGUGCGAUUGCCAAUCUUCCCAAUGCCAUCCAAUUGUUCGCUCCGGACGGAGGGGCCAUCCCAUUCGGAAGGAGCAUGACUUAUCGAUUUGCCACGAGCUCGUUCUGGGCAGCUCUUGCUUUCUCGGGACUACAGCUACCUCCGCCAUUCUCCCUCGGCGUCAUCAAGGGUCUUCUGCUCCGAAAUAUCCGUUGGUUCACUAGGCGUGCAGAAUGUUUCGCAAGGGAUGGGUCAUUGACUAUUGGCUGGACAUCGCCAAGCCAAUUCAUGUCAGAGGAUUACAACUCCCCCCAGUCUCCCUAUUGGGCUCUGAAAUCCUUUCUCGUGCUCGCCUUACCAGAAUCUCAUCCAUUUUGGCAAGUCAAGGAAGAGCCAUAUCCUCAAUCUUUUGUCGACCGGCCCUUCACACCGGUCGAACCGUGGAUGCAAUGCUUCAGCCACGCGGCAGGACACACUUUUGUCCUAUCAUCAGGGCAGAUUGCAUUCCAGAUGCGCGCAGCGGCGGCAAAGUAUGGCAAAUUCGCCUACUCCUCUGCAUUUGGCUUCAGCGUGCCCGUGGGCUGUAUGGGCCUGAAUCAACAUGCUCCCGAUUCCACAUUGGCUUUAUGCGAUGACUCUGAAGGCGAACGAUGGACAGUGAGGCGCCUGGUGGAUGAUGUCGAAUUCAUAGAGCAUGGUAUCCUCAAAUCGUCCUGGCGACCUUGGAGCAACGUCAAGGUGAUUACCUGGCUGAUACCACCUUCAAGCAAAGAUGCGGCCCAUCAUACACGGAUUCAUAAGGUCAUCAACAAUUCCGAACGAGAUAUCCUUUUCAGUGAGGGAGGUUUCGCGAUCCACGGUACAUCUGGUCCAUCACGCUCUGAGAGAAGACUGGACGCAGUAUCCCGUCUAGAAGACGGGAUUCAUGGCUUUCAGCAGACAGGGACCUCGGCAAUAAUUCAUUCCAGGGCCGGAGUGAGCGGGAUCAUAGAUCUCAUUGGAACUGGGCAGGGCAAGAUUCAAGUCAUGGAUGGGAACUCGAAUUUGAUUACACCGAGACCCAUCGCUCCGCUUAUUGUCGGAUCGUUCCAGAAGGGAACGUCAUGGCUCGCGGUCAGAGUCUUUGCCAUCCCCACAGGUGCCGACGGUAAAGUAGGAAGAAUUGGCGCUGGAUGGGUUGAGGAAUGGAGGGAGUGCUCGAAAGGCAUCGACGGAUCAGAGGGUCUCAAGAAGGCAUAUCCGUUCUUGUCGUGAUAAGGCUAU
Molecule: messenger RNA, 2044 nt
Organism: Kockovaella imperatae
Lineage: Eukaryota; Fungi; Basidiomycota; Tremellomycetes; Tremellales; Cuniculitremaceae
Exons: 9
Coding region: 41-2035 (664 amino acids)
Source: RefSeq, a predicted model, not a curated record